UACGUCUCUAGAGGUUCACCGACGUCACGCGACGUCUGUUUUUCAGUUCAGUCCUUUUGUCAGAAUAGUUGCUGCAUUCACUAAGGAUUUUCUAUCUUUUGCCUCCAUGAAGGGGCAUAUGAAAACUGUCUGUCUGAAUUAAAAUGAUUUUAUGAUUCAUUUUUUCACAUGUACACAGAAGGUCUCAUCAUUUUGAUAACAAAUUCAUUCAAUCGUUCAGUCAAUCCAUGUGAUCGGUAUCGGUGAUCGGCAGUCAAAAUGAUGGGAGCAUCCCUAGAGAAAACCCUUGAAUCUCAAUCUUGCUCUUGUAGUCACUCAAGUUGGUGAGCCCAAAUCAGAGUGGAAAUCCAUCAGUAAACGGAGAGCUCUUGCAUCGCUGCGUCUCCAUCCUUCCCUCCCUCCUGAACAGGAGCAGGACUGGACAGGAGCCAACAUUAUCACACCAGAGAAGGUGAGGAGUUUGGAAGCACCUCAGAACUUCUUCCCGAUUCAAGACGCUUCCCAGCACUUCUAUCUAAUGACUCAUGAAGUUUGGCGAAGCUCCUGCUGACUGUCACGAGGUGAAGUUCAGAGCAAGCCGGGCUAAACGGGGUUAAUCUGUCACCUUUCUAUUUAUGUGUGACGGAGGUGAAGCUGCGACGUCAGCUAAAAUUCAACGAAAGCAGGGGUGGUGCCGCGCAGUGUCUCAAGCCUCCGUUGAUAUUUAUUUUUUUCUGUCUGAGAAAAGCUCAGCAGGGAUGUUCGACUUCCAAACACCUUGAUUCUGUAUUUGGGGAUGAUUUUCGUCCCCUGUGACCUUCUGAACCUCCAGAAACCUGUCAGUUAGUCACUGCUGUAGUGGCUCCUCUGACUUGAGCACAAGAACAUUCCAUCACCUUUCAGGCUGUGACCUUGACCUUCAGAGCCGUCAGAUCGUCUUCCUGCGUCCGCCUGACUGAUCUUCCUACAGCGGUGGCCGAGGUCUCUUUUUUGGCAUCGUAGCCCCAGGGUGGCCUUCACUCCCACACCUUCUCUGGUUCUGGCUCCGGUGGUCAGAGAGGUGUCACUGUGUCUCGGGGGCUGGUUCAGAUUUCUCAUGGCAAAAAGGUCACAAGCAUUUUAGAUCUCAGAUCCAACUAGGAUUGAGUCAAAACUGUAUUUUUUAAGUCAAAGAAGCUUGUUUUGUUCAAAAGUUUUUGGUAAUAUUUGGUAGAUAUUUGUCAGCGUUGAGUCACCAUGUUUGUAUCCUUCUCUUCGCAUGUUUUAGAAGUCAUUGCAUCAGAGCGCACCGCAAAUAAUGUGGUUCUUAACAAGUUUAAAAAAACAACUUAGAUAUGACAAUUAUAGUGUACGAUAUUAUUUAAGCAUUAAUUUCUCAUUUCACUAGAAUCUCAAAUCAUGCAUAACCUUGUCUUCUCCGUCUGUAAUAGACUGGGACUCUUAUACUGAGUUAAGUGAUGGUUCAAGUGUGAUAUUUUAAAUCUACAAAUCUUGUUGUUGAGGAUCCAGUCACUGCUAUUUGCAGCUGAUUUGGUUCCUGUGGCUUCAUUACAGUGCGGCUCUCAACUCUCACUAGAUCGGUUUGUGUUGAGGAUCAGAACCUCUAAGUCCGAGGCCACGGUUCUCAACCGGAUUGGAUUGAGUUCCUGCCUCAAGUGGAGAAGUUUAAGUGUCUUGGGAUUUUGUUUUGGAGUGAGGGGUGAGGGAGUUGGAUUGGUCUGCGAAUCGCCGUUGUUGGGUGUAAGAGAGAGCUGAGCCAAAAGGCUCUAUGGUCAUGAGCUGUGGGUCAUGACUGAAAGAAAGAGAUCUGCAUACAAGUGGCUGAAAUGAGUUUUCUCUGACGGGUGGAAGGCGUCUCCCUUAGAGAUAGGGUGAGGAGUUGUCACUCAGGAGAGAGUCUGAGUAGUUGAGAGGAGUCAGUUGAGGUGGUUGGGGCAUCUCACGAGGACGCCCCCUGGAGGCCUCCUUUUGGAGGUGUUUCAGGCAGGGCCAGCUGGGAGGUGACCCAGGGGUCGACCCAGGAGCAGGUGGAGGGAUGAGAUCACCUCACUGGCCUGGGAGGGUCUCGUAGUCCCCCAGUCAGAGCUGCUGGUUGAUGCCCGGGACAAGGGCGUUUGGAGUGAUCUUCUGAAGCUGCUGCCCCCGCGACCCGGCAACAGAUAAGCGAAUGGAUGGAAAUCUUGUUUGAAGAUUUCAUGACCAACUCAAGUUGCUUCAUCCAUGUGUUUAUUAUUGCUCUUUGUUCAAACCUGUUGAGCGACAGCCAUGUCAUAAGUCAUCAACCAGCCAUUGAGAUCUCCUGUUUUGUGGCUGACAAAGUAAGAAUCUAAGCAAAAUCAUCAUGUUUUAUGCUCACAUUUUGUAUAUUAGACUACAUUUCAUGUAAUGUCAAUUUAAAACCUACAUUUUUUUGCUCAUUUUACGGCCCUGUGGAACAUCUCUUAAUUCCAGAAGUGAAAUUCUCUUGCUGCAUGGACAGAUCCUUUCAUUUGCUUCAAGCACAUGAGUUUAUUUAUUUAUUUAUUUUUAUCUUUAUCUCGUUGUGUGCUCCCUCUCUGUUGGCCGAUUGAUGGCUUUUGAGUCAGACCUGGUUCUCCUCCAUCCCAGAUGACUUUAGGUCAUGGUGCUUGGUUUUCAAAUGUGCUUUAUGUGAUAUAACAACACUCCAUUAAUGACCGCCUGCCUCGCUCCGGUGUUAUGUUUGGUCAAUUCAAUCUCCACCAGUGCGUAUAAAACCUGCAGCCCUCCUCUGCACGCCGUGUGUGUGUGUGUGUGUGUGUGUGUGUGAGCGGGAGCGUCGCCACAGCUGCAGGUGAGAGAGACGGGGGGAGUCACAGGGAGGAUGACACGUUCACACGUUCCUGCGUUCACCUCCACGUCCAAGUUGUUCUCCCGCUCCAGCAUCGAUCGGGUCAAAGGAGCCAGCGAGCGAGCAAGUAGAGAGAGAGAGAGGGCAGGCUGGAGAUGGAGGGGGAGCGAGAGGGGAAAGCAAGAGAGAGAGAGAGGGUAGCGAUGGAACAAGGGAGGCGUGCACUCGUACAGAUCCAGAAAGAGGAGCAGGAGGACGGGACUGCUGCUGCGGCAGAGCUGGACACUGACCGUCCUCUCACACACACACACUCAGACGCGCACUCUCUGCCACAAAUGCUGACGACACCAUCAACAACACACACGUGCUGACACUCACACACACUUGCAAAGUGACAGCCAAGAUGCUCCAUCCCGACCAUCUACGAGGAUUACUCCGAUGAAGAUGAUGGUGAAGAUGAGGACGAUGAAGAGCGUGAGGGAGGGGAUGCCGGCCUGCCACAGCUGAGGACCACAGACAGGGAUUGGAGGCAGUGGUGGUGGGCGGGUGGGGGGGGGGCAGAUCGAGGACCACGGGCCAGGAUGAAGUGGAGGAGCACAUGUUUGUGUGUGUGUGUGUGUGUGUGAAAUGUGUGUGUGAAGGCUAGGAUGCCCCCCCAGCGAAGGGCCAGCUAGCAACCGUUAGCCACAUGUUGUGCCACUGCAAAGUAGCAUGCACCAACAACACCAUAUCGUUGAUGUUUGGAUGCAAGAAGUAUCGGUAUCACGAGGAAGACGGGGCGUCGCCUGGCGCCCCAAAACUGCACCUCCACCCCUGCCACCAGCACCAGAUGGGCGUGGUCAGAGAACUGACUGACGGCGGCACCAUAGGGAGGGAAGGCAGGGACUGGGGCACGUGGAGGCGGAGCUCUGUCGGCGGCGGGACGGUGGAGAGGGACCGAGAGCGGGAGCGGGAGCGGGACCGCUCGCUGGGCCGGGACGGGUCUUUGGGUCGGCGCGGGCACCUGCGAGGGGCCGAGCUGGUGCAGGUGGCGGAGCGGCAGCUGUCUCAGAUCCAGCACGUGCACGGAUACGUCAGUCAUGCGCACGUCACACCUGCUCAGGUAGAGUCUCCUGACGGGGAGUACGAUGACGAGGCCUGGCCUCACGUGGAGGGAGAAGUCCCUCCCUUCUCCUCCCUCUAUUCUCACAGCUACUACCAGGCCAACCCCCCUCCAGUGGUGGUCAACACGGACAGCAUCGACGCCCCUCCAUACGUCAAUGGAACCGAAGCCGACUAUGAGUACGAGGAAAUCACACUGGAGCGGGGUAACUCAGGUUUGGGAUUCAGCAUCGCAGGAGGGACAGACAACCCCCACAUUGGAGAAGACCCCUCCAUCUUCAUCACCAAGAUCAUUCCAGGUGGCGCUGCUGCCCAAAACGGACGACUCAGGGUGAACGACUGCAUCGUGCGGGUGAACGAGGCUGACGUGAGGGAAGUGACCCACAGCGGAGCCGUGGAGGCGCUGAAGGAGGCCGGAGGUCUGGUGCGACUGUUUAUCCGGCGCAAGAAGAGCUUUGCAGAGAGGAUCAUGGACAUCAAACUGGUGAAAGGACCGAAAGGUUUGGGCUUCAGCAUCGCAGGCGGAGUCGGCAACCAGCAUGUUCCAGGAGACAACAGCAUCUACGUGACCAAGAUCAUCGAGGGCGGAGCGGCGCACAAAGACGGACGACUGCAGAUCGGAGACAAACUCAUAGCGGUGAACGGUGCUUGUCUGGAGGAGGUGAGUCACGAAGACGCUGUCGCCGCCUUGAAGUCGACCCCUGACGUGGUUUACCUGCGCGUGGGCAAACACACCUCCCUCUUCAUCAACGACAGUUUUCCUCCGCCCGACGUCACCAACUCGUACUCCCCUCACCCGGACAACCACGUCAGUCCCUACAUGAGUGGGAGUCAGUCCGUGAGUCCAGCCCCUCUGACCACUCCCAGGUACUCGCCACUGUCCAGGACCAUGACCGGAGAGGAAGAGGUUUCCAGGGAUCCUCGACGGGUGGUUCUCCUGCGAGGCUCCACCGGUCUGGGCUUUAACAUCGUGGGGGGUGAAGACGGAGAGGGCAUCUUCAUCUCCUUCAUCCUGGCUGGAGGUCCAGCCGAUCUGUGUGGGGAGCUGCGCAAGGGAGACCGCAUCCUCUCGGUGAACGGCGUGGAUCUGUCCAGUGCGACACAUGAGCAAGCCGCUGCUGCGCUGAAGAACGCUGGACAGACCGUCACCAUAGUAGCACAGUACCGACCUGAAGAAUACAGUCGUUUCGAGGCGAAGAUCCACGACCUGAGGGAGCAGAUGAUGACCAGCAGUAUCAGCUCCAGCUCCACAUCGCUGCGCUCCACACAGAAACGCACGCUCUACGUCAGAGCUUUGUUCGACUACGAUGGCAGCGUGUCGGACCAGAGCAACCCGCCCAGCCAAGUCCUUCCCUUCCACUUCGGGGAGAUUCUCCACGUGAGCAGCGCCGGCGAAGAAGAGUGGUGGCCCGCCCGCCACCUCAGCCCCCCGCCCCCCAACUGCCCCGAAGUCGGGGUGAUCCCUAGCCGCAGAAGGGCGGAGAAAAAGGAGCGCUCCAGGUUAAAGACAGUGAGAGUGAGCAGAUCGCAAGACAGAUCGGAUCAGGAGGACAAGGAGCUGGUAACCUCUGGCACCAGCGAUAGUGAGAGUAGUUCCUCUGGACAAGAUGAGAUUUUCCUCACCUACCAACCCGUUAUGCAGCAAGAAGUGAACUACACACGGCCAGUCAUCAUCCUCGGACCAAUGAAGGACCGAGUGAACGAUGACCUCAUCUCCGAGUUCCCUGACAAGUUCGGCUCCUGCGUCCCACACACAACGCGAAGCCGGCGAGACUACGAGGUGGACGGCAGAGAUUAUCACUUCAUGUCCUCCAGAGAACUGAUGGAACGAGAGAUCCAGGAACACAAGUUCAUCGAGGCCGGCCAGUACAACAACCAUCUCUAUGGAACCAGCAUACAGUCUGUGAAGGAAGUGGCCGACAAGGGGAAGCACUGUAUCCUGGACGUAUCAGGGAACGCCAUCAAGCGUCUGCAGCUGGCUGGCCUCCAUCCCAUCGCCAUCUUCAUUAGACCACGCAAUGUCGACAACAUCCUCGAGAUGAACAAGCGUCUGAGCGAGGAGCAGGCGAGAAAGACCUUCGACAGAGCUGUCAAGCUGGAGCUGGAGUUCACAGAGUACUUCACCGCCAUCGUCCAGGGCUCCACUCUGGAGGAGGUCUACUCGCAGGUGAAGCUGAUCAUCGAGGAGCAGUCGGGUCCGUACAUCUGGGUUCCCACCAAGGAGCGACUGUGAAUCUACACCGCACCCUCCCACGUUAUCGCUCUCCUCCUCCUCCUCCUCUCCGACUCACUCCUACACACCUCCAUCUUCUCACACACUUGAAGUCGAGGAAGACUGAGACUUUUCUGGCCACGUCGCUUCCUGAAACAAAGGCGGGGAGCUCGCUUGUCCAGCAGCCCAUUGGCUGAUCUUCCUGCAGCUCAGUUCCUUAAUGUUUAAGGAGGCGGUUUCAAUCGACACGCACCAUCAUCGGAUUCUGUUCUUCUUAUUGUCGUCGUUGUUGUUGUUUUCAUAUUAACGAAGGGUGAUGCAUUCAUGUUUGGGUUUGUAACGGUAAUAUUGUCACCAAGAGGCAGACUUUUGCACGCUGUAGCUUUAAGAGCAUGUUUUUGGGACAAAUUCUUCUCCCUUCCUCGUCUGCCCGCUCUCUUCCGUUCAGAAAUGACUCAUGCUGUCCCUCGUCCCGCUCACCUUCCGUCCAUCAUUCAGUUUUUUAAAAAUAUGCCCCCGUGAAAAAGAACAAAAUGUCAUAUAUUUUAAGAAUAGAUCCUAUUUUAAGAAUGAAUAAUACACCAUCGAUUAUUCAAGCGCCGGACUGGAGCCUGUACUUAUCAAACACAGACGCAUAUAAGUCAUCGCUGAAAUUAUUGUCAGUAAAAUGAAUGAAAUCAUAAUUAUUCAACAAUGUCUUCAUUUUAAAAAACAUUUUAAAAUAUUAUUUCAGUUAAAUUUAUUGAAAAACCUGAAAGAAAUAUAUAUUUUUGCGUGAGCAAAAUGUUAUUGGAGCGUAGAUUUGGCUUUCAUUACGCUGAUGCACCUAUCAGCUAAAAAUGCUUAAGAUGCUAAUCUAACAAAAAAAUCCAUUUUGUGAGUCAUACAUGUUGAGAUAAGGACUCACAAAGUACUAAUACAAACCUUGUGACUAAGAGAACGUGUUAGUCAGUGUUGCUAAUUCGGCUCAUAGUGAAACAGCUGCGUUUGCUAACAAAGGUGAAAUGUUAAGUUACCUAAAUGUAACUUCAGUUCUAUGAAUACGCGUGACACCGUCUCGCAGGCUUCACUAUUGGUUACCUCCACUCCGAGACCAAAGGUGAACUUACAUCAUGAUGGUCAUGUGGAAACUCGCACAGCGCUCAUUACAGGGAGAAGCCACCAACUGAUGAUGCGGCAAUAUUGAAGUAUUGAUCCACUAUUUGAAACUGUAUUCUAUGUAUGUUGAAGUUUUACAGUUGCUGCACCCUACUGGCAAAUGCAUAUGAACCGUGGCUACAUUUGUUCGAUGACUACAGGCUCAGAAGUAUAAAAGUACCUUUUUAAGUCCCCUC
Messenger RNA from Synchiropus splendidus (mandarinfish), 7435 nucleotides. RefSeq names its product discs large homolog 1-like protein. Gene Ontology annotation, molecular function: kinase binding. The record is from RefSeq and is a predicted model, not a curated record. Gene Ontology annotation, biological process: neurotransmitter receptor localization to postsynaptic specialization membrane; chemical synaptic transmission. Gene Ontology annotation, cellular component: neuromuscular junction; neuron projection; postsynaptic density membrane. The transcript has 23 exons. Bases 3477 to 6122 code for a protein of 881 amino acids. NCBI's taxonomy places the organism in Eukaryota, Metazoa, Chordata, Actinopteri, Syngnathiformes, Callionymidae.